GGCUGUCGCUCAGGAGGGUUGUGGAGGAGUGUAGGGACAGGGCUGUCUCGAUGAGGGGAAUGGAGAUAUCGGACUGGACAGAGAGCAGUGGGUGGCUCUCUGUGCGAGCCCCAAAGCUGCGGACAUUUCCAAUGGCUCUCUCACCGUCCUUCCCCACCCUCCUGUUCCCUUCCCCUGCCAAUCUCCCAUGAGCCUAUGCGCGGUACUGCCCAGUGGCUGCACAAGAUGGCGGCGGACAGCGAGCCCGAGUCCGAGGUGUUUGAGAUCACGGACUUCACCACCGCCUCCGAGUGGGAAAGAUUUAUUUCAAAAGUUGAAGAAGUUUUGAAUGACUGGAAACUUAUUGGGGUUUCUUCAGGCAAGCCCCUAGAAAAGGGUGUAUACACCACUGGAAUAUGGGAGGAGAAAUCAGAUGAAAUUUCAUUUGCUGACUUCAGAUUCUCCAUUACUCAUCAUUAUCUUGUGCAAGAAGCCAGUGGCAAAGAUGGGAAAGAGGAGUUGGUAGAAGAUGUCCUUCCGUUAUCUAUGCAAGACUUGCUGUGCAUGAACAAUGAUUUUCCCCCUAGAGCCCAUUGUCUAGUGAGAUGGUAUGGCUUACGGGAAUUUGUGGUUAUUGCUCCAGCAGCAAAUAAUGAUGCAGUUCUUAGUGAAUCCAAAUGUAACCUUCUUCUGAGUUCAGUUUCGAUUGCAUUGGGGAACACUGGUUGUCAGGUACCAUUGUUUGUGCAAAUACAUCAUAAAUGGCGAAGAAUGUAUGUUGGAGAAUGUCAGGGCCCUGGAGUUCGAACUGACUUUGAAAUGGUUCAUCUUCGUAAAGUGCCAAAUCAGUAUACACAUUUAUCAGGUCUAUUGGACAUCUUCAAAUCCAAGAUAGGAUGUUCUUUAACUCCACUGCCUCCAGUUAGCAUAGCUAUUCGACUAACGUAUGUUCUUCAAGACUGGCAACAAUAUUUCUGGCCCCAACAACCACCAGAUAUAGAUGCGCUAAUUGGAGGAGAAGUCGGAGGCCUAGAAUUUGGGAAAUUACCAUUUGGUGCCUGUGAAGAUCCUGUUAGUGAGCUCCAUUUGGCAGCUACAUGGCCUCAUCUAACAGAAGGUAUCAUUGUGGACAAUGAUGUUUAUUCUGACUUGGAUCCCAUUCAAGCCCCACAGUGGUCUGUGAGAGUCAGAAAAGCGGAUAAUCUGCAGUGUUUAUUAGGUGACUUUCUUACUGAAUUCUUCAAACUUUGUCGUCGGAAGGAAUCGGCUGAUGAGAUUCUUGGAAGGUCUACAUUUGAAGAAGAUGGAAAAGAGGUUGCUGAUAUAACCCAUGCUUUGUCAAAGCUCACAGAGCCAGCACCAGUCCCAAUCCAUAAAUUGUCUGUCACAAAUAUGGUUCACAGUGCAAAGAAAAAAAUUCGCAAACACAGAGGUGUAGAUGACUCACCAUUAAAUAAUGAAGUCCUCAAUACUCUUAUGUUGUUUUUAUUCCCUGAUGAUGCUGACAAACUAACAGAUGGAUCUGAAGCCAGGCUUAGUACUUCAAGAAACAAUCCUCCUCCGGAGAGUGAAGAAUAUAAUCUUUACAGUCAAUUCAAAUCAGCUCCUUCAGAUAGUCUGACCUACAAACUGGCUUUAUGUCUUUGUAUGAUCAACUUCUACCACGGAGGGGUAAAAGGAGUGGCACACCUCUGGCAAGAAUUUGUAGUGGAAAUGCGUCGCAGAUGGGAGAAAAAUUACCUAAUUCCAGAGUUAGCUAAUGGGUCUCCAGAUCUGAGAUGCUGUCUACUGCAUCAGAAACUUCAGAUGUUAAACUGUUGCAUCGAAAGAAAGAAAGCAAGGGAUGAGGGGAAAAAACCAUAUACAUCUGAUCGUUCCCCUAGUGGGUCUUCUGGUGAUACUGGGAAAGCAGUAGACCGUUCAGGUGGAGAUUAUCAAAAGGAGACUGAAAAGGAAAGAGGAGAGGUUGGGAAAUCUUGGGAAUCAUGGAGUGACAGUGAAGAAGAAUUUUUUGAAUGCCUUAGUGACACAGAAGAACUGAAAGGAAAUGGACAAGAAAAUGGAAAGAAAGGAGGAACAAAAGAAGGAAAUAAAGAAUCUGCAAACUUAAAACCAGAAGGUCGUCUACAUCCACAUGGAAAACUGACUUUGCUGCAUCCCGGAGAACCUCUCUACAUUCCAGUAACACAGGAACCAGCACCCAUGACGGAAGAUCUGCUGGAGGAACAGUCUGAAGUACUGGCUAAACUGGGAACGUCAGCAGAAGGAGCUCAUCUUCGGGCACGCAUGCAGAGUGCUUGCUUACUCUCAGAUAUGGAGUCUUUUAAGGCCGCUAACCCUGGUUGUUGCUUGGAGGAUUUUGUGAGGUGGUACUCUCCUCGAGAUUACAUUGAAGAGGAAGUGGUUGAUGAAGAGGGGAAUAGAGUACUUAAGGGUGAACUGAGUGCCCGAAUGAAGAUUCCUAGCAACAUGUGGGUAGAAGCGUGGGAAACAGCAAAGCCAGUUCCAGCCCGGAGGCAGAGGCGACUGUUUGAUGAUACCAGAGAGGCCGAGAAGGUGCUGCACUAUCUUGCAGUUCAGAAACCAGCUGACCUUGCAAGGCAUCUUUUGCCUUGUGUCAUCCAUGCAGCUGUACUAAAGGUAAAGGAAGAAGAAACGCUGGAAGAUAUCGCUUCAGUUAAGAAGAUUAUUAAACAGAUAAUAUCUCAUUCCAGUAAAGUUCUAAGAUUUCCAAACCCAGAGGACAAAAAAUUGGAAGAAAUCAUUGCUCAGAUUAUGAGUGCAGAAGCUAUCAUUGCCAGGGCAAGGUCACUGAAAGCAAAAUUUGGGAUAGAGAAAUGUGAUCAGGAAGAGGAAAAAGAAGAUCUGGAAAGGUUUGUAAAUUGUCUUCUGGAGCAGCCAGAGGUAUCGGUCAUUGGUGCAGGAAGAGGACCUGCUGGUAGUAUUAUUCACAAGUUAUUUCUGAAUGCCCAGAGGAUGACUGAAUCUUCUGAUGAGGUUGCCACAAUGACUUCGCUUGAUGAAGAACUGAAGAGAUCAGGUUCAUCAGAUGAACGGAGACUGAACUUAGGAGCAGUUACAGAUUUCCCACCGCCUGCAGGCCGGGAGCUCAUUUUACGCAUAACUGUACCUCGACCUGCACCUUACUCUAAACCACUGCCUCAGCGUAUGUACAGUGUAAUCACAAAAGAGGAUUUUCGACUUGCUGGUGCUUUUUCAGCUGAUACAACAUUCUUCUGAUCUCACUAGCUUUUAGUUAUCCUGUAUGUCUUCACAAGUGGAACACUAUUUCUCUGUCUCCAUGGAAAUAAACACUGUGGACAAGGAGAGAGAGAGGUAAUACUGUUGUAAUUAGUGAUCAAGAAUAACUUUUCCUUAAGGGGUCAAACCAGCAUCUCAGAGCGAUGCCUGCAUCAACCUUUAUUUCUGAUAUUUGGGACAGCUAUAUAAGUUAUUAGACAUUUCUCCAACUGUCUAAAAAUCUCCCCUCUGUCCAAAGAUUUGGACAUUUUUGCAUUAGCUAGUUUCCCAAUGGACUCUUCACUGGGCUUCGUACAAAUACUUCAUGUUGAAAUUAUAGUGCAGUAUAUGCUGCUUUUCAUUUCCUAAUCUAGUCCUGCUAAAGUUGUGUUAGGUAGUCUAUUUGAAGUGUAAACAUUAAAUAGUUGUAUUUAUUACCAUGUGUAAUCUUAAAUUCUGGAUAUUUUUGGUGACUUUUUCACUGAAUUCCAAUGGCUGAUUUUAAAAUGCUGUUAGUUUGAACAAAAUAUAUCUAUUUUCAAAAUUCAAUCUUGUGCUAAACUCUUAACAUGCAGUAUUUGCCUGAAAAAAGCCCUGGAUUCCGUGCAUCGGGUAUCUUUUUCUGUGAACUGCUGAAAUGGAUAUUUUUGGCUAUAACAGCAUAUUAAGCCUAAAAAUCAAAUAGCCUUAAAUUUAUCAUUUACAAUUUUUGAGCUUUUAUGUCCUCCUGCCUUGGAAGGACAUGCUUCCAACUGCAGUAUAGACAUGCAUUAGCUCUGCUUCAGCUAAUGUGCUAAAAAUAGCAGUAGGGACAUGGUGCCUCAGGCUAGCUGCCAAAAUUACAAUCAGUCCUGUCUUCCUGGGUACAUAUUUGGCCGGCUAACUCGAGCAAUUGUGGCCACACUGCUUUUUUAAGUGCACUAGCUCAAGCAGAGCUAAUGUGUCUGUCUACUCCUGCUGGGAAGCAUACUCAUAGCUACAGUAAAGAAAUACCUUAAAUGUGAGACAGCUGGGCCAAAACUAUAUGUAAAUCAUGGGUACUUAAGCAACUUAUUGAUGCUUAUCGCUAGAUUUUCAUGACACACAGUGUACAGCACGCAUCUGUGUUCCUGUUGAUUUGGUAAUAAAAGUAUGCUGUAAACUAAUUCUGUCAAAUAUGAAAACUGUGUGAUUUUAAUGUGUGUGGUGAUGUAAUAAGGAAAGGAUUAUUUUAAAGCAACAACUUGUUUUGCUCUGAAUCAGCAAAGGAUCAUAGCUGUGUUGUAAACACAUGUCAAAUGGCUGUGAAACACAUAGUUUUGUUGCUUGCACCUAUUUGUCUUUGGACACUGUACAAUAAAUCUUAAAAUAUAAUUGGCUAUUGAAAUUGUUCAGUUAAGUGGAAGUACCUCAGACGAUACAUGUUCUAGGUAUUAAUGUACAGAUUGACUCAGGAACAAAAUCACUUGCAGUACAGCUUAAUAUGUUGACAAAUGGGGAGGAUGCCCAUCUCUUACCUUCAUGACAAUGUGUGAACAUCCAGAGGUUUGGGAUCUUGACUGCUUUUGCAACUUGUGGUGCAAUGUUCAAAAGUGCCUAAGGCCCAGAUCCUCAAAGGUAUUUAGGUGCCUAACUCCUAUUCAUUUUAUUGUGAAUAAAUACCAUUUGAGCAUCUGUA
Messenger RNA from Gopherus evgoodei (Goodes thornscrub tortoise), 4876 nucleotides. RefSeq names its product RAB3 GTPase activating protein catalytic subunit 1 (gene RAB3GAP1). Bases 196 to 3219 code for a protein of 1007 amino acids. NCBI's taxonomy places the organism in Eukaryota, Metazoa, Chordata, Testudines, Testudinidae. Gene Ontology annotation, biological process: positive regulation of GTPase activity. The transcript is spliced from 25 exons. The record is from RefSeq and is a predicted model, not a curated record. Gene Ontology annotation, molecular function: GTPase activator activity.